AGCAGCAUCAGGAGCAGCAUGGCGGACAUGAGACUACCAACUGUGCGAAAACCACUCACUUUAUCGUCUUCUUUUUCUGAUCGAAAGGAUUUGGUGGUGCCUGGAGAUGUGAUCACUACAGAUACUGGUUUUAUGAGGGGUCAUGGUACUUAUGUGGAUGAAGAGAAGUUGACUGCGUCUGUCGCUGGAGAGGUGCAGAGAGUCGACAAGUUGAUCUGCGUCAGCCCUCUAAAAACCAGAUUCAAUGGCGAGGUUGGAGAUGUGGUUGUUGGGAGGAUCACAGAGGUUCAGCAGAAGCGGUGGAAAGUGGAAACAAACUCCCGGUUGGACUCUGUGCUCUUGUUGUCAUCAGUGAAUCUGCCUGGCGGAGAGCUGAGGAGACGGUCAGCAGAGGAUGAGCUCACCAUGAGAGAAUAUCUUCAGGAAGGCGAUCUGAUCAGUGCAGAAGUGCAGUCAGUUUUCUCCGAUGGAGCAUUAUCACUUCAUACAAGAAGUUUAAAAUAUGGAAAACUCGGUCAAGGCGUAUUAGUGCAGCUUUCACCUUCUUUGAUCAAGAGACAGAAAACACAUUUUCACAACCUGCCAUGUGGUGCCUCCAUUAUUCUUGGUAACAAUGGGUUUGUCUGGCUCUACCCGACUCCAGCACAACAGGAAGAGGAAGCUGGGGGCUUUUACACCAGUUUAGAGCCAGUUAACCUCUCCGACAGAGAAGUGAUUUCAAGACUAAGAAACUGUCUUCUAGCUUUAGCUGCACACAAAGUUCUUCUUUAUGACACUAGUGUGCUGUAUUGCUAUGAAUCUUCUCUUCAGCACCAGGUGAAGGACGUUCUAAAGCCUGAAGUAAUGGAGGAGAUUGUGUUGUUGACACAGCAGAAACUUAUGGAACAUGAAAGUUAGAAAUGCCCCAUCUUUAUUCCCAAAAUCAAAAAGACUUUUAAUAAUAUUUGAAUGAACUUAGAUCUGUAACGAUUUUUUUUACUGCUGAAAUGUUAUUGUUGUGCUGAGUUUAUUUUUCUUCAAUAAACUCAAUUCUUUGC
Periophthalmus magnuspinnatus is the source of this 1037-nucleotide messenger RNA. It is a transcript of the gene exosc2, whose product is annotated as exosome component 2. The coding region runs from base 19 to 897 and encodes 292 amino acids. Gene Ontology annotation, biological process: poly(A)-dependent snoRNA 3'-end processing; nuclear polyadenylation-dependent rRNA catabolic process; CUT catabolic process. Lineage: Eukaryota; Metazoa; Chordata; Actinopteri; Gobiiformes; Gobiidae. The transcript is spliced from 9 exons. Gene Ontology annotation, molecular function: RNA binding. The record is from RefSeq and is a predicted model, not a curated record. Gene Ontology annotation, cellular component: cytoplasmic exosome (RNase complex); nuclear exosome (RNase complex).